Messenger RNA from Brassica napus (rape), 1047 nucleotides. RefSeq names its product non-specific lipid transfer protein GPI-anchored 4-like. The transcript has 3 exons. Gene Ontology annotation, molecular function: lipid binding. NCBI's taxonomy places the organism in Eukaryota, Viridiplantae, Streptophyta, Magnoliopsida, Brassicales, Brassicaceae. The coding region runs from base 347 to 955 and encodes 202 amino acids. The record is from RefSeq and is a predicted model, not a curated record. Gene Ontology annotation, biological process: lipid transport.
ACAUCAAAAUGAGAUUUGAAUUUAAAUUCAAACUUAACAUUGCCAAAGAUAUGCGCGUCCGUUACAAAAUCAUUUGACCUAAAAGAUCAACUCAACUUUGACCAAAAAAGGAGAAAGAAAGAUCAACUCAACGAACAGAAAACAAAAACAAUGAAGAUAUAAAUAACCAUCCACCUAUUUAACAAUAAUCUCAAACCCUAAAAAAGAAUAAAAAGACAAAAUUCUUAUCUUUUCCUUUUUGAGUCUACUUCUAUAUAUAACUCGUGUUCCCUUGUACCAAAACAAAUCCAACACAAAAAGAAAACAAUAAACUUCAAACACUUUCAAAGAAAAUAAUAUACAAAUAAUGAAGCAGUCACUUAUUUCCAUCUUAAUACUUCUACUAUCAUCAUCAUUUGUACCCAUCCACGCCCGCAACAAACCACAGCCGGCAAAGUCUCCUUCACCCGUAGCUGCUCUAGCUCCAGGACCGUCAAAUUCUGAUUGCUCCAGCAUUAUAUAUGACAUGAUGGAUUGUCUCUCGUACCUUACCCCUGGAUCAAAUGAUACUAAGCCCACAAAAGUUUGUUGUGGGGGAAUUCUAUCUGUUCUACAAUAUAACCCUAAGUGUAUUUGCGUUGGUUUAGAAAGUAGCAAAACUAUGGGGUUUGCAGUGAAUAACACUAGAGCUCGUGCUAUGCCUACGACUUGCAAGCUCACCAUUGUUGCUCCUCAUUGCGCAAUCCUGGACGAGGCGACACCGGCUGCAUCUAUUGCUGUUACUCCAUCGGCUGGAACACCUAUGACUUCACCAUCUUCGGGCGGGUCACCAACAUCUUCACCAUCUUUGGCUGAGUCGCCGGUCAUGACUGCACCGUCUCCCUCAAGUUCUGGCACCAACCACCUCUCAGUUUCAACACUGACCCUCGUUUCCGUUAUAGUUUCUUCUGUAACAUAUAUUUCGUUUUUAUUUUAAUUAAUUACAGUUCACUCGUUUUCAUAUAUAUUUUCUACUGAGUUUUAUGGUUGUCAAUUUGUCAUUUGAAGGCAUAUGAUGUUAUUUUUAUC